Messenger RNA from Wyeomyia smithii (pitcher-plant mosquito), 5311 nucleotides. RefSeq lists its product as uncharacterized. The transcript is spliced from 10 exons. Gene Ontology annotation, cellular component: cytoplasm; cytoskeleton. Gene Ontology annotation, molecular function: GTPase activator activity; protein binding. The record is from RefSeq and is a predicted model, not a curated record. NCBI's taxonomy places the organism in Eukaryota, Metazoa, Arthropoda, Insecta, Diptera, Culicidae. Gene Ontology annotation, biological process: signal transduction. Bases 757 to 4662 code for a protein of 1301 amino acids.
ACAUAAUUAUACAUGGUGUUGUAAGAUUUAUUUGUCCCCCAGAGAAGAAAAAAAACGGUGUUGGUUGUGAAAAAUAAGUGGAAUCUCGAUGAUGCAGAUGCACUAGAAGGAAACAACAUUCGUGUUUCUGUCAAAAUCGAUACCAAUUUUUUCGCAGUUUUUCCUUGCGCGGCGCACUGCUUGCUUGUUCUUCCCGGCCGGUGACUUCCUAAUAUCCUCCCUGUCUUCCCUUCGUAGCAUUGACUACACUGGCGAAUAGGGGAAACAACCGGAACACAAGGUAUCAUGGUGUCGGAUGGUGACAAUAAACGGCAAGCAUCACGAAUGAGAAAGGAGCCCGAAAAAGAAAAUUGUAAAGUUUUUCGUCAUCUGUUGUGUUCUGUUCUGGUGCGGAGGAUGAACGGUUAAACGUAUCCUUUUGGGUGUGACACAUCGUGUCAUGUGUUUCUAACCGUAUUGUGUUAGAGAAGAGAUAAAACAAGGGAUGGCAACGCACAGGAAACGGAUGCUCGCCGUCUGGGUUGAAUGACUCACUUGCCAAAAGUAGUGAGAUCACAGACAAGGUCACGCAUUUCCAAAGCAGAUGGGGGCUGGUUAUGGAUUUGCAACUAAAACUUCGAAGAGUCUGCCUAAUUACUGAACGCUGCCGGCAGAUUGUUUUCUUUAGCAGUAGAAAAACAUGUGAAAAGCCAUCCUUGCGUAUUACCUAUUAGUGAAUGUGUAUCUUCUUCCAUCUUCUCUUCUAUUUUUGCAACGAUGGACUCAUCUGGUACACGACAAUGCAGAGUCGAAUGGGUGGAAAUAAUCGAACCUCGCACCAAGGAGCACAUGUAUGCUAACUUGACAACGGGAGAAUGUGUCUGGGAUCCGCCGGAGGGUGUCAAUAUCAAGCGUUCGGAUGCAUCCCAAUGGUGGGAGCUGUUCGACACCAACACCUGCCGGUUCUACUACUACAACGUGGCCUCUCAAAAGACGGUUUGGCAUCGGCCGCAGAACUGUGAUAUCAUCCCGCUCGCGAAACUGCAGACGCUGAAGCAGAAUACCGAUCCAGGCGAUCGGAAGGAUAGCCAUGGCGGUACGCUACAGCAUCACGUAUCCAAGCACCAUUCCGCCAGUGCUGGUGGGGGAUCAGGCACCGUCGGUAAGACCUGCGGCCAUCGGACAGCUACCGGUGUGAUGGAUUAUCGUGACCGAGAUCACCAUCGAAGUUCCAGCUCUGGGCAUCGGUCAGGUCAUGAUAAACGCAGCAAUAGUGACCUGCUGGCAAGUCCACAGGGCCGCCAUAGUUUGCAGCAUAGACUACCACCCAAAACCACCGUAACUGAUGCAGGGUUUCCGAUGGGCGGUCGCACCGGCACUGGCGAAUCUCAUAAAUUUUGCAGGCACGGCCAUCCAAGCUCAGGUACUUCGUCCCGCAGCAGUCAAAAGUACCUUGACUCGGGUAAGUCCAGCGACAGCAGUCUUUCGAGCGCGCACGGUUAUCACCGACGUAUGCAGGAUGGUGGUAGCCUGCGGAUGGGCACCGGAACCGCAGGGAAAAAGCACGCUGGUGCUUCAGUCGGGGAUAAUUGCUACCGGAUGCUGCAGGAGAGUUCCAGUUCGCACAACAUUCCGCACUCGGUUCCAUCGUCAUCGGUCGAAAAGCUGGGCAUGUCGGCGCUGCAUCAUUCUCCACUACCGCCGCCCCAUCAGAUGCUGUCGUACUCGAUGUCCAACUCUUCGGAUCUAGCUGGUGGUGGAAAUCUGUCUUCGCCAUCACAUUCGAUGAGUACGCCACAGUUCAAGAAAAAAUUCGUACAUGAUGGUAUGGGUUCUAAAUCGAACAGCACAGGAUUGAAGGACGGUAGCGGGUUGGUAUCGAAGCAUGAAAGUUUCGAUUAUUCUGGAAAUCCUUCCUCGUCGAUCUCGCUGACUCGAUCAGGCAGCUUUCUUUCGUCCGCUGGCAUCACGUCGGCAGGACCGAUGUCUGGGACGCCAGUUUCCCCUCGACCAUAUCAGCAAUCGAGUCAGCAGCCAUCACAGCACGGUUCCUCCCAUCGGAAGGGCAGUUUUGAUGGAAAUAACGGUGGUGCGAGCGACGAUUCCAUGCACGAAAAAUACUUUAAAUCAGUAGAAAAUACUCCAGUCACUCGAAGGCGCCAUACUACUGCAUCUUCGGCGAAAUCGCCGUCCAUUCAGCAGCAACAAAAACAUUCGAGUGAUUCCAGCCCACAGAGUCCCAUCAGUCCGCAGCAAGCGCAGCAACAGUUACAGCAGAAAAUAGCGAGGCCUUCGGCAUUGGCUGUCGAACUCUCACCGGGGACAGCAACCGGCGGUUACAACAAAUCUAGUCACAGAAGCAACGAUUCCGAGCUGUUCAAUCUGGACAUUACCAGCAAGCCGGAGAAGUACUUGGAUAAGAUGAAGAUCGAUAAAGGCAAGGUUUCGCCGAGCUCGAUUUCCAUGGGUGGCGGGAGUGCAGCCCAAAGCGUUGGCCUGCAGAAGGCAUCUUCGUCCAGCGCAAAGUUAUCCUCUAGUCAAACCGAAAUGGCGGCUGCUGUCGUAUCGCAGAAAACUUCCUCCGGUAAGGACCAAUUCUCGUUGAAUCUCAACAAACCAAACUUGGAACGGCACAACAAGGAGAUGCAACAGAAGCAACAAACUCUGGAAAAGAAUCCCGGCACCGGUUCAACACACACGGUUGCAUCGAACAACUCAUCGUCGCACAACAAGCAGCAGCAGCAACUGCACGAUAGAAAAAAGACUAAAAAUUAUACUGCCAAUCAGGGAACUGGUUUUGAUUUCGAUUACGAUAACGGCAAUACAUCACCACUUUAUUGCAACUGGGAUAAGGAAAAACUCGAGCACUUGCUUCCCCUGCAGCAUUACAUUCUGGAACAGGCAAAACUGUCCGGUUGCUACGGGUUCGGCGAGUUUCUCGAUUCGGACUCGUUACACUCGGACAGUCAGUCGGAGCACUCGUUCUCCGGCCACGAGCCGGACAACGAAGAUUCGGACCACUCAGACGGGCGUGGCGAUUAUCUAGCGCACUAUCCGUACGAGGAAUAUGGUGCCUUCCGGAAGGAUGAUGGUGGAGGAGUUUCGUACUAUAACUUCGAUUUCAAUUUUGGCGAUCGGGAGGAGAAGGAGGAUAUUUCGGAAGAGGUAACGGCAAAACUGGAAAGCAUUCAGGAUCAAAUCUACAGCCCUGUUAAGAACCAUCCCCCUCUGCACAAAUACUCACCGUUCCACGCGGCGAAGCAAAGCCUGGAGAGCUCCGGCUUUGGGUCGGAUUCGGUUGAUCGGGGCAACUUGACGGACAGUAGCCCGGCUGGUUCUCAGGCUCCUCUUGCACAACAAAAAAGUAUAAAUAAGGCGAGUCUGCUGCAACGCUUUCAAGAGAAUCUACUAUCGCACGGUUCGACGGCUGGCAAUGGGAAGAUCGCUGAAAUGGCUUUACUGAAGGAGUGCGAUAUAGAAAAGUUCGCCCAAGAUAAUUUGAAUCUCCACUCGAAGGGUAUCUUUAGGAAGAAGUCAUCGAUUCAGGAUAUGUUAAGCUGGACGCCGAACGCCAUCAGUCGCCCAAUGCUCUCGCUGGCGAGAGACAAGGCGGGCAAGAAGAUGGCCACCGAAUUGUUCAAGCUAGUUCAGAUUUACAUGGGUGAUCGAAAGGCGCGGGUUGGAAUGAGUUUAAACUCGGUAGCGAUCGAUAUCAUCACGAUGGCAAUGGGUCAAGCGCAGCUACGAGAUGAGUUGUACAUACAAAUGUGCCGGCAAACCACGGAGAAUCCAACGCGCGAUUCGUUGAUUCGAGGCUGGGAACUAAUGGCAAUCUGCUUGUCCUUCGUUCCACCGUCGCCAACAUUCCAACCGGCCCUGCUAGGCUAUAUCAAUCGACAUCGGGAUCCCUCUUUUGCGACCAGUUUUCCCGAGGUGGGAAAAUGGCCCAUUCAUGUACAGAUUUCACAUUACGCAACCAUCGCUUGUCGACGGUUGGAUCGGAUUGGUAGCUCUGGUCGGAAACAGGCCAAAAAGCCAACCGAGGAAGACAUCAACCAGGCCCGGGAACAAAUAUUCCGCGAUAGCAUGUUCGGUAACACACUUGGCGAGGUGAUGCUACUGCAGAAGGACAAAUUUCCGGACCGGCAGAUUCCGUGGAUUCAAACAACACUUUCGGAACAGGUAUUACUGCUGAAUGGAAAACAAACCGAGGGUAUUUUCCGGGUGCCAGCCGAUGUCGAUGAGGUUAAUUUACUCAAAUGUCGUUUGGAUAGGUGGGAAUUUCCGGAAAAUAAAGGAACCAUGGAUGCUCACGCUCCUGCGAGUUUGCUUAAACUGUGGUAUCGCGAGUUGUACGAUCCGUUAAUACCGGAUGAACUGUACGAUGAGUGUGUAGCCACAGAAGAUCCCGUUGAGGCAACUGCAAUAGUGGAAAAGCUGCCUAAGAUAAAUCGACUGGUUCUCAAGUAUCUCAUACACUUCCUGCAGCAAUUUGCUCUGCCAGACGUUGUAGCUAACACAAAAAUGGACUCGUCCAACUUGGCAAUGGUUUUCGCGCCAAAUCUGCUCCGCUGUCAGUCGCAGGAUCCAAAGGUAAUUCUCGAAAACGCUCGCAAGGAAAUGGCCUUCAUGCGCACGCUGAUACAACACUUAGACACCUCGGGUGUGGCGUAUCUUGUUUGAUCUGCCCUGCUCUUCGCUGUCUGAAUGUUAAAUCGUCGACUCAUAAAAAGAAACUCUUACGCUGGAGCGGCGCUACUUUUUAGCUUGUUAAAAUCUACACAGGAAAACGUUUUGUUUUGUCGACUCAUGUUCAAGCUGUAUAUACUGUAUUUUUAUUAGAAUUAUCAUAUUUUUAAUGAUUUUUUUUUCUAACUGAGAUGAAUUAUCUUUUCGAUUUUAUUCCUAUCAGUCGAAAAGAUUAAAACAGAUCUCAUAGCAAACGAAGCUGUUUUCUUUUUUUGUAUAGUAGAUCUCAGCUUCAGUUCCCCGGAAACCGUUUUCCAGUCCAGACUACUUAGAAUGAAAGCGAAACUAAAUAGGUGAACCGUACGUUCGAACAUUCACGAAUAAGGCGGUUAGUGCCGGAAAUGAUUUCACAAUCCCGCAGUUUUAGUUACCUACCCCGAAUGCAAUAACAUAUUUUACAUUUAAGAAAAGGGCCAUCAAGUCUAGCGAAUCAAAUCGCAAAUAACAUUUCGCGCACUCAAAUUAGUAAAUAACCGUACAAUGAUAGAAACAGGAUAGGAAAUACUACUCAUUCCAGCAAUUAAUCGCCUGAAAUGCAAAUAUACAUAUUAAUACAACUCAAAACAUUGAUCCCACUUCCAAA